Aaosphaeria arxii CBS 175.79 is the source of this 1474-nucleotide messenger RNA. RefSeq names its product 26S proteasome-like protein regulatory subunit. Lineage: Eukaryota; Fungi; Ascomycota; Dothideomycetes; Pleosporales. The record is from RefSeq and is a predicted model, not a curated record. Gene Ontology annotation, biological process: protein deubiquitination; proteasome-mediated ubiquitin-dependent protein catabolic process. Gene Ontology annotation, molecular function: metallopeptidase activity; protein binding; proteasome binding. Gene Ontology annotation, cellular component: proteasome regulatory particle, lid subcomplex. Bases 158 to 1159 code for a protein of 333 amino acids. The transcript is spliced from 3 exons.
GAGCUUCUUCUCCGUCAUCACCACCAGCAUUACGAUUCGCCUCCAUUCCCACGGAUUUCCGCCAUAGUACAUCUCACACCUUCUCCGCCUAUAUAUCUGCAAGCACCCCCGAUUUUCUGCCCCCCAAUACGCUACUACCAAUAACAACAACAACACCAUGGAUCGGUUAAGCCGAAUGCUCGCGGCCGCCCAGAGUAUGGGCGGCAUGGGAGGACCCGCGCAAGACACAAUCCUGAUCGAUAACUCUGAAACCGUCUACAUCUCUUCUCUCGCGCUGCUGAAGAUGCUGCGGCACGGACGUGCUGGUGUGCCGAUGGAGGUCAUGGGUCUGAUGUUGGGAGAGUUCGUAGAUGACUACACAGUCCGGGUGGUGGACGUCUUCGCCAUGCCACAGUCCGGAACAGGUGUGUCAGUCGAGGCUGUGGAUCCGGUGUUCCAGACCAAGAUGAUGGACAUGCUACGACAGACGGGAAGGCAAGAGACAGUAGUAGGCUGGUAUCACUCGCAUCCUGGAUUCGGCUGCUGGCUAUCCUCCGUCGAUAUCAACACCCAGCAAUCCUUCGAACAACUCACACCCCGCGCCGUCGCCGUCGUGGUCGACCCCAUCCAGUCCGUGAAGGGCAAGGUCGUCAUCGAUGCCUUCCGCCUGAUCAACCCACAAACCCUCAUGAUGGGCCACGAACCCCGCCAGACCACCUCCAACGUCGGCCACCUCAACAAGCCUUCGAUUCAGGCACUCAUCCACGGGCUUAAUAGGCACUACUACUCCAUAGGCAUCAACUACCGAAAGACGGGUCUUGAGGAGAACAUGCUGAUGAACCUGCACAAGCACGUGUGGACGGAGGCGCUGCUCAUGGACGACUUCCGAGAAGAGGGCGUGCGAAACAAGGACAGGCUGCAGAAGCUGGUGAGCCUGGCAGAGGGAUACGAGAAGAGGGUGAAGGAGGAGACGGAGUUGACCAAGGAGCAACUGAAGACGCGAUACGUCGGCAAGGUGGACCCGAAGAAGCAUCUCGAAGACGUCGGCCAGAAACUCAUCGAAGACAACAUCGUCUCCGUCUCGCGACAAAUGAUCGACAAGGAAGCCAGCGUUCCCAAGACGGGCUCAAGAUCAGAACGCAACGCCCACGGCGACGGCGAUGUCGAGAUGGACGAGUAGAGAAACGAAAGGCAUCUGGCAAGGGCGAGCGAUAUCAUAGGAUACGGUACGAUACCACUAUCACGACAAAACCGUGUAGAGGGAUACGGAAUCAGCAUUUGUGACAAGGCCGUUAUACUACUCGUAGACUCCGGUCGGGGGGGCGGACUCAGUUGGAACGACGCCAUCCCCCGUGAUUUUAGAAGAAGUAAAGCUUCCAAAACAGCGUUCCUCCCUCUCGGCAUCAAAUAGCCCCCCCAUCUGCUGCCAUUCCUUCUAGCGGCAACUCCAAGCAUGAAAUAUGAGCAAAACAUUAAUUUCAAACAUCAUGUCCAC